AUGACCCCAGAAGCUGUCAUUACUGCAGCAAGACGGGACACCUACGCUGGGAAUGUCCCAAUAUGCAAGCUGAGGCUAAAGAACGUGGGGAGGCCAGAAAGCCAAGCCAGACCCGAGGUCAGACCUCAGCACCGCGUGUGGACCCUAUGUAUUGGUGGUGGGGAAACACACGUACUGUUUGAUACUGGAGCUACACACAGCUUUGUGAGCCCAGAUAUGAUCGGAAAAGGGUUGUUCCAGAUGGGAACGGAGGAUGAUCCUUGCAUAGUGAAUGCGGCCGGUGGGCAAGUAAUGCAUUCAUUAGGGCGAGUAAAGGAUAUCCCAAUAGUGAUCCAGUAUAGAGUUAUGCCUAUGGAUCUGGUUGUGGUCUGCCUUAAGAAUCAUGAGGUGAUAUUAGGCAUGGACUGGCUUGGAAAGAAUCGGGCUACUCUGGACUGUCACAGAGGAAGGGUGCAGUUUGAGACUGGGUGUGGACCCCCGAUCAGGUUCCAAGGUAUUCGUCUGACUUUUGGAUGCUUAGUGAUAUCAGCAGUCCAAGUGGAACGGAUGCUUGAGAAGGGUUGUGAGGCCUUUUUGGUCACAAUCGCCACUAAGGAGGUUGUAGGGGCUGGUGACCCGGACGGGAUUCCGCUGGUUAAAGAUUUUGAGGAUGUGUUUCGGGCACUACAGGGCAUUCCCCCUGAUAGGGCUGGCCGGUUCAUAUUAGAACUAGAACCAGGGAUGGCCCCAAUGUCCAAAAGUCCAUAUCGUAUGGCUCCGGCCGAGAUGCUGUUGGAUCAGCUCAAAGGGGCCAAAUGGUUUUCCAAGAUUGAUUUCGCCUCAGAGUAUCAUCAGAUCCCAAUUGAGCCUAAUGAUAUCAGGAAGACGGCGUUCCGGACCAGAAACAAGGAAGACCAUGAGAAGCAUCUCAGGGCCGUACUAGGACGUUUGAGGGAACAAAAACUCUUUGCCAAACUAAGCAAGUGUAGUUUCUGGCAGAAGAGCGUUGGGUUCCUCGGACACAUUGUGUCUGAUCAGGGCGUGUCAGUAGAUCCGGAGAAGGUUCAGACUAUACGAGAUUGGCCACAGCCUAGGAAUGCUACUGAGGUUAGGAGUUUCCUAGGGCUGGCCGGCUACUACAGAAAGUAUGUCAAGGGGUUUGCAAGUUUGGCUCAACCCAUGACACGACUUACAGGCAAGGAUGUGAAGUUUGCCUGGAAUGAAGGGUGUGAGAAGUGUUUCUCAGCUCUAAAGGAUAUGCUGACGAAUGCACCAAUAUUGGUAUUGCCGGAGGGAGAUCAACCUUAUGUGGUCUAUACGGAUGCGUCCAUCACUGGGUUGGGGUGCGUCCUGAAACAUGGGAAGGUGAUUGCUUAUGCCUCGAGACAGCUGAGAAAGCAUGAAGGGAAUUAUCCGAUCCAUGAUCUAGAGAUGGCGGCCGUGGUGUUUGCUUUGAAGAUAUAG
Messenger RNA from Brassica napus (rape), 1443 nucleotides. RefSeq lists its product as uncharacterized. The transcript has 4 exons. The coding region runs from base 1 to 1443 and encodes 480 amino acids. NCBI's taxonomy places the organism in Eukaryota, Viridiplantae, Streptophyta, Magnoliopsida, Brassicales, Brassicaceae. The record is from RefSeq and is a predicted model, not a curated record.